GCGGUGCGGGAAUGACAGAGUACUUCACGUCGUUAGCAACUCAGCUACCUCUUAAGGUUUUCGAGGCAGAUUCGUCUUCCUCCAAAAGCCCCGUCAGUGACAAUGAUAUUGCCAGUCACACGAAUCAUGCACUUAAUAAAGGCGAGGGAUGCAUGUUAGAUGUAACACGAUUGAAGUCUGACCCCUUCUCUCUUCAGUCGGCUGAGCAACAGCCUCUUCAGCCUAGCAUCUAGUAUUACACCGUGAGGACCUGCCCCAAUCCUGCUAGUCAAAAGAGAUUGGCAAGCGCUGCUUUGGAAACUGGAACUAAGACAACAUACGGUCCCGGCACAAGGGCAAG
Aspergillus alliaceus is the source of this 340-nucleotide messenger RNA. RefSeq lists its product as uncharacterized. Bases 12 to 233 code for a protein of 73 amino acids. The transcript has a single exon. Lineage: Eukaryota; Fungi; Ascomycota; Eurotiomycetes; Eurotiales; Aspergillaceae. The record is from RefSeq and is a predicted model, not a curated record.